AUUGGGCAUAAAAAGCAAAGCCAACCCAAUAAAUCACUUAAUCCGAGUUAGGUUUUGACGAUCUCUGUCUAUCAUCACCGUCUUCUCUCUCUCUCUUCAAAUGAAUAGUAGUCGUCAUACCUCUUUCUAGUGCGAGUGUAGAUAUGGAAGGAUUUGGAGGUGGGAGUAGUAUUCAAGAGACUCUCAAGCCUCAGGAUCUCAAGCAAUUGGGGUCGAAUUCCACAGGAGAUGCAGUAUUUGAUGCAUCACAGUAUGCGUUUUUCGGCAACGAUGUUGUUGAAGAAGUUGAGUUAGGGGGACUAGAAGAAGAAGUGGAUGAUUUUCCGGCUGCUGGGUUUGAAGAUGAAGAGUAUCAGUUCGAUUUAGAAGAGGGUGAAAUUUUAGGAUCCUUAUCUGAAAUAGAUGAUAUAAACAGCACUUUUUCAAAGUUGAACAAGGUUGUUAGUGGACCAAGAAGUGCAGGAGUGAUCGGUGAUAGGGGAUCCAGAGAAAGUUCAUCUGCUGCUGAGUGGGCACAAGAUGCAGAAUUUCCUAACUGGUUUGAGCAGCAUAUAUUUGAUGGUGAAAGCACUCAGGAAGGCAAAAGAUGGUCAUCACAACCACAUUCUUCUUCUGCUCAUGUUGAGGAAUCAAAGCCUUUGUACAGAACAUCUUCAUAUCCAUUGCAGCAGCAACAGCCAUAUCCUCCUGCUGGUCAUCCAGAGGAAUCAAAGCAUUUGUAUAGAACAUCUUCAUAUCCAGAACAACAGCAACAACACCAACGCCAGCAUUUCUCUAGUGAGCCAAUUAUUGUACCAAGAUCUUCUUUCACAUCAUAUCCUCCCCCUGGUGGCAGAUCACAGCAAGCUUCACCGAAUCAUCAUUCACGCCAUUCUAAUAUUCCAUACCAUCCAGGUGGUCAUCAGAUGCCGCUAUCUUUGUCCAAUGUCUCUCCCUUCUCUAACCCACAGCUUCAAUUGACUGCCUUAUCUCACGGUUCACAAUUUGGUGGAAAUUUGCCUCAAUUUACUUCUCCCGGUCUCUCUGUUAAUAACAGGCCCAAUAAUCAAUGGGUCAAUCAGACUGGUUUAUUUCCUGGAGAUAAUUCUAUCCUUUUGAACAAUAUGAUGCAGCAGUUACCUCAUCAAAAUGGUUUAAGGCCUCCGCAGUUAAUGCUGCAACAACAAACACAGCAACAUAGACUGCAUCACCAAUUUCAGCCAUCAUUUGGCCAUUUACCAGGGCUGCAGUCGCAACUAUUUAACCCUCAUCUUUCUCCAGCCCCACAAAUACUGAACAAGCUUGAAAUGCUUGGGUUGAGUGAUAUGAGAGAUCAAAGACCUAAGACAAUGUCAAAAAGUAGACAGAACUUCCGUUAUUCUCACCAGGGCUCUGAUACUGGUAGUCAGAAGAGUGAUAGUGGGUGGCCACAGUUCAGAUCUAAGUACAUGACAGCUGAUGAAAUUGAGAGUAUUCUUAGAAUGCAGCUUGCUGCAACUCACAGUAAUGAUCCCUAUGUGGACGAUUAUUAUCACCAGGCUUGUCUUGCAAAAAAUUCUGCUGGUGCGAAGUUGAAACACCAUUUCUGUCCAACUCAGCUUAGGGAUCUUCCUUCCCGAGCUCGUGCUAAUACCGAGCCACGUGCUUAUCUCCAGGUUGAUGCUCUUGGUAGAGUCUCCUUCCCUUCCAUUCGUAGGCCUCGACCGCUUCUUGAAGUCGAACCUCCAAAUUCACCUGGUGCUGGGAGCACCGAACAGAAAGUGUCUGAGAAACCCUUGGAACAGGAGCCAAUGCUUGCGGCUAGAGUAACUAUUGAAGAUGGCCUUUGCCUUCUUCUGGAUGUAGAUGAUAUUGACCGGUUCUUACAAUUCAAUCAGCUACAAGAUGGUGGGGGCCAGUUGAGACGGAGGCGGCAGGUACUGUUGGAAGGACUAGCAACGUCGCUUCACCUGUUUGACCCACUUGGCAAAAAGGGCCACACGGUUGAACUGGCUCCCGAGGAUGAUCUUAUUUUUUUGCGGUUAGUGUCCCUUCCCAAGGGGCGGAAGCUCCUUUCAAGGUACCUUCAGCUCCUGUUUCCAGGUGGUGAGCUCGUCCGAGUAGUCUGCAUGGCCAUUUUCCGUCAUUUAAGGUUCUUAUUUGGGGGACUCCCUUCUGAUCCAGGAUCUGCCGAAACUGCUACCAAUCUUGCGAGGAUGGUUUCAACUUGUGUCCGAGGCAUGGAUAUUAAAGCACUAGGUGCUUGUCUUGCAUCUGUGGUUUGUUCCUCUGAGCAUCCUCCGCUCCGCCCCCUUGGGAGCUCUGCUGGUGAUGGAGCAUCUGUCGUUUUGAAAUCUGUUCUCGAGAGGGCAACUGAACUCUUAACAGAUCCCCAUGCUGCUGGCAACUGCAGCAUGCCCAACCGGGCCUUUUGGCAGGCCUCUUUUGAUGCAUUCUUUAAUCUGCUCAUCAAGUACUGCUUUAAUAAGUAUGAUACUAUUAUGCAGUCAUUGCUCAUGCAGGCCCCGGCCGACACACCUGUUAUUGGGUCAGAUGCAGCAGCUGCUAUUAGUAAGGAAAUGCCAAUUGAACUCUUGCGUGCUAGUCUUCCUCAUACUGAUGAGCAUCAGAGGAAGCUGUUACUGGAUUUUGCACAGCGAUCCAUGCCUGUGCUUGGAUUUAACGGUCAUAGCAGGGAGAGUGGUGGCACAUGAAUUCUUAGUUGAUCAAUUCUGUUGUGUUACUGCAAUGCACGUAGAAGCUAAUUACUGAUGAAUGUAUGGGAAAUGCGGACCCGUGAUAAUGUUAAAGAAGUAUCUAUGUUCUCAGCAUGCUUCCGUGUUUGGUCUUGUCAGAAAACAGGUCAUGGGAUUGCAUGGAGUUGAAGUGAAGGGAGUAGAGCAUUAGCCCUAGACGUAAGUUCAGUCAUUUAGGUUUUACAUAUUUUCUUCCUCGCCAUCCGUUCUGCUUCCUUGGAAGAACCUGUAAGCAGGGCUAUCUGUGUAUUAUAUUGAAGCUUUGGUCUCCUUUUCUUUCGAUAUGGGAGCUUGUUUUAAUGCUCUGUUAUGGACUUCGUGGUAUUAGUGAAGGCAUGGGGUUAAUGUUGUUCAUUCGAAAUACUUCCCACAUCCCUUUAUUAUUUACGUCAAGGACGUGGGAAGUAUUCUGUUUCAAAUCUGGUAAGUCAAUCCAAUUCUUCUUCUCCUGUGUUAGGUUCUGGGACAAUGAAAAUAUUUGAUAAUAGUUUUUCUAGCUCAGUUUGAACUCAGGUUGAUCAUGUGUUUUCUAUCACCCCUGAAGGCUGACUGUAAAACCUGAGACAAUAGAUAGAAUUGAUUAUAUUGCCUUAACCCUUGUCUAGGUAUCUAUAUUGCAAAAAAUUGUUGCUGACGGUUCUGCUAAUAUUUGUGUGAUUUGGUUUCUGGGUGAGGUGAAUGUGUCGUGUAUUGUAAUUUUAGCGGACGAGGCUAUAAAAGUCUGCUAUUAUUAUUAGCUACUGAAUGCCCAAUGUAACUAGGUUCAAUGACUUGGCUGUAUGUUGCUUGUUCCUGGCAUCACUUGAAAAUCGAUGCAAGUUAUUUUUUAGUCUGUA
Molecule: messenger RNA, 3550 nt
Organism: Cornus florida
Lineage: Eukaryota; Viridiplantae; Streptophyta; Magnoliopsida; Cornales; Cornaceae
Product: protein PAT1 homolog
Exons: 6
Coding region: 144-2672 (842 amino acids)
Biological process (GO): P-body assembly; deadenylation-dependent decapping of nuclear-transcribed mRNA
Cellular component (GO): P-body
Molecular function (GO): RNA binding
Source: RefSeq, a predicted model, not a curated record